This is a messenger RNA of Didymodactylos carnosus, 1845 nucleotides long. NCBI's taxonomy places the organism in Eukaryota, Metazoa, Rotifera, Eurotatoria, Philodinida, Philodinidae. The record is from the annotation of a GenBank genome assembly.
AUGUUAUCAGACUCAUAUGGAACAUUGCUAGCACUUCGUCCAAGUCCAACUGAAACCAUAUUUCCUGAUCAUUUGGUUGACAAGCGUUUUUUAGAUGCUGAUGGUUUUAUUGAUCUCGAAAAAAUGUUUCUGGAAAUGGGUGGCACAUCUCGACAUGAAUCUGAUGAUAAAUCGAAUUCUCAUGAACAACAACCAAAUCUGUCCACUUCAUCUCAAUAUUAUGAAAUGCGCGAUGGGUCGGGAGAUGGACGACGACAACAACCAAAAGUGUAUGAUCAAUCAGAUCCACAAAUAAUUCAAAAAGUAUUUAAUCGUCGUCCAAAAGAAAUUCUUACACCCGACCAAAUAGCUAAUUUAACUUCGGUAACAAUUGGAAAUCGUCCAGCAACAAUAGAUCAAACUCAACAAAAACCUCCAUGGGUCGAUGAUUAUCGUCAUCGCGAUUUACGCGAUCUUCCUGUGACGCCAAUUUCAUCACUUCCCUAUCAUCAUAAAAAUCCAUAUAUUUCCGGAGAAGAACAAUUUCAAACGCCAGCACAACCUCCAUUAUUCUGGAUCAAAAAUCACCAGUACAAUAGACAGUUGCCUCCUCGUCAUUGUUAUCAAACACCACCAGAUACCCUUCAACAACAAUCACCAGUUUCGAUUGUACAACGAUUACAUGAUGCAGCGGCAUUUCGACAACAACAACUAAAUGAUCAGGCUCAUCUACGUAGUCCAUCCGUCUAUUCUACUCCAUUUUCGCCUGUUCUUCAACAGCAAUUCUCACCACUCAUUAAUGAUAAAGAAUCUGCGAACACAUUUAAUUGGCCAUUUAUCGAACAAUCAACACUCGUGAAGCCUUCUGUUGAUUCAAAUGUUUACCAUCCUCAUCGUUUUGGUAGUAUAGGUUCGACAAAUCCAAUGCAAACAGCUUAUAGAACACAUUCAACUGUUAAGCAAAAUCAGAAAAUUUUAAGUGAUUUGAUUAAUAAUCAUCAACAAGUACAACAAUCAUUUCCGACACCUCCAAGUCUGACCGCGGGCAAUGGAAACGAUGAUGAAGAUGACCAAAGUUUCUAUUCAGCAAUGCCAUCACCUACAACCGAAUGUGAUCAAGCAUUGUCAAACGUAUUAGAUUCUGGUCAUGAUUUAUACAAUGAUUGUCAACCAAAUUCCGAUCAUAUUCGUAUAUAUCAUCAAGCUGUUUUAGUUAAUUCGUUAUUAAGAAAUGCAUUGACCGAUCAAAAAUCAAAUGAUACCUCCUCUUCAAUUGGAACACAAAUACAAGAGGAAUCACCAUCACCACAAAAACAGCAACAAAAAAACCGUGUACAAGAUGUUCUUCGUACAUCAUCCGAUGAAUCAUGUUUUUCGACAAAUACAACUGACAGUCAAAAUAUGUUACAAUAUUUAAAACCACUACAUUUAUCGCAACGUCAUGAAAUGCUUGAACAAGUAACAUCAAUGUCACCUGCAGAUCAGUCUUCGUUUAAACGUAUUUUACAAGAUAUGAUACUUGAACAAUUAGAGGUAAUGAAAAGUCAACAACAUCUUCAGCAAGGUGAUCCAUCACAACAGCAACGAGAUCAUUCAGUAUCAUCACAAAUGUCAGCAGCAAACCAGUGUCAUUCAAUACCAUCAUUACAUCCGGAGAGUGUAUUUAGUGACCAUUACGAUCGACAUGGUUCUCCAUUAGAUCGUUGGUUUGAUCGUGAUAUUUAUUCACGUAAUUUACCACAAAUGCCUAUGCCUGCAUCUGGUCAGCGUGUUUUUAGUGCAACAGAUUUAGAACAAAGUCGACGUUCAUCUCGUCUUAAUCCAAAUAAUAAUCAAAUACCAACAUCAUUUUACCAUCGAAUCUAG